ACGGGUGGUAUUCGAGUCGGCUCUUGGUUGAAUCGCCGACAGAUCGUCCUCUGCGUCCCUCAGGCGUGCACGCCUGCCGUGAGGAUAUAACGCUGUUCGCUCUGUACGAUUCAUCAUGUUGUGGGCAACGUUGCUAUCAGGAUUCCUUCUACUGUCAGCGAUACCGUUCGGUCUUUCUCGGGAUCUCCGUAAUACCGAAGACCGAUCGAAGCGCAGUAUUGACUUGAACGAUGUCUACUACUCAAAAAUGCGCCAAAACAGAUUACCGAGCGAAGUUACGCCAACUAGUUAUCAUGUGGACAUCAAGAUACCCUUCAUCGAGAGCAACCAAUUCAACGGUCGCGUCAAGAUCAAUCUUACCUGGUCUGACACUAGCGACAGGAUAACGCUGAAUGUUCAUCCAAAUCUUGAGAUUUCAUUAGUCAGCGUCAGAUUGAUUAAAUUGCCGCUCGAUGAAGCAAAAUCGGACAACCAAAUAUAUAUCGCAAGAACCGAACGGCAAGAUCGAAAAUCCUGGUACAUCAUCCAUUUGGAACAAAUGCUAAAGAAUGGAAGUGCCUGCGAAGUUGAUAUCACGUACUUUGGAAAUCUCACGACCAAUGAGACUACUGGUCUUUACAAAAGUGCAUAUAUGGAUAUUGAAGGUCGAAAACAUCCCUUCAUCGCCACUUAUUUACAAUUAGAUAACGCGCAGAAAAUGUUCCCCUGCAUGGACGAACCACCCUACAAAGCAACUUUCAAGUUAAGUGUAUUGUAUCCUAAAGGAUUAACGGCACGCACAAACACACCGUCAAUCUUUCGACGCGAGUUAUCCGACAAGAUCGAGGAAGAGUUUGAAGAGACACCUCGAAUGUCAACGAAUCAAUUAGCUCUUGUGAUAUCAGAUUUAGAGAAUAUCGAGCCCGUAAAAGAAAUUAACGAAAUGGAUGGAAAGAAACUACAUGUGAAAGUCUGGGGCCGCAAAGAAUUCAUGGAAUCGUUACUUCACGUUCCCGACAAAGUUGUGAUGAUUAUUAAUUAUAUGCAAGAUUACUUCAAUAGCUCAAUCGGUUUACCGAAGCUGGACGUUAUGGCGAUUCCCAUGUACAGCACUUCCAAAGCUUCCGAUAAUUGGGGUCUCAUGUUCUUCAAAGAAAGUGAACUCAGCAGUUCUCUAGUCUGGACCACUACCUACGAACUUCUCUAUCAGUGGAUCGGCCAAUCCGUCACGCCGUAUCGUCGAAAUGAUGCGCCAGUUAACAAAGCUCUUAAUUCAUUCUUGGCAUCCAUGGCAACUAUCGAUUUGAGUCCGAACGAGACGCAAGGCAAGUGGCCAAUGACGAUGUUAUAUCCUCUGUAUUACGAAUUUGCGCAGACCGCACCUUUCUCAAGAGUCGCUGGUAUCAGACAAGAAGCAACAUGGACAAAAGCCGAAUUGGUUUUCCGAAUGUUUAAUUACACUCUUGGGCAUGACUUAUUUCAAAGGAGCGUGAGGAAUUUCUUCCAUCAGCAAUCGAAAGAAGAUCGCAGAACCUUCUUCGCCAAUGAUAUCUUCACUUACCUGAAUGACGUAGCAAAUGAGACGGACAAUCUGCCGCCAGGUUUGACCAUCAACGGCAUCGCCGCUUCAUGGAUCAAUCGGGACAGAGUGCCAUUGGUCACGGUCAUUCGCGAUUACGAAACUGGAAAAAUUAAUCUCAGUCAGAAAGUCUAUUUGAGAGACAUACCACCGCAAUCGACUGCAAAAGUAUCAUAUCAAUGGGAUAUUCCAAUCGUGAUGCAAGCACAAAAUAAACUGAAUUUCAGCAAUACCAAACCGACUGUAUGGCUGAAAAAAGAAAAUAUACCGAAGAAUUUAACUAUCUCGGACAUCACUGACAAAGAUAAUUUCAUCAUUGUCAAUCCUGAAGAAAUAGGUAUGUUCCCGGUGAACUACGACUCGUGUAAUUGGAAAAUGUUGUCACAAUAUCUGCAAGGACCAGAUCGCGAGAAAAUACCUCCGUUAACAAGAGCAAAGCUUCUCCACGACGCAUGGAACCUAGCUUAUGCCGGCGAGCUGUGCUUCAGCGUCGCGCUGAACAUGACUCUCUUCCUCAAGGAAGAAAAGAGUCACGUGGUUUGGGAGCCGGUAUUUACAAUGAUUCAUCAUAUAGGUCGGCGGAUCGAAGGCUUGGACGUGUAUUUGAAAUUCGAGGCUUACAUCCGAAGUUUAUUGAAGCCUCUCUAUUUAGAACUUGGAGAGAAUCCGCAACCUAAUGAACCUUCCUGGAAAAUCCACAUGCGUGGUCUUAUGCAGAACUUCCUUUGCCGUGCUGGAUACGAACCUUGCGUUAAGGAAGCCAGAGACCAAUUCAAGAAAUGGUUGACUGACGAGGAACCAGACAAAGGAAAUCCGGUCGCCAAUAAAUUCCUUUGCCCCGUAUUCAAGUGGGGCACCGACGAGGAAUGGGAAUUCGGAUUGCAGCGCGUCAUAAAUUUCCCAAAGACCAGUCUGGCGAGAAAGCAAAAUGAGCGCACCUAUUUGCUGAAGACUCUCGCUGGGUGUCCAAAGGAUGCGAAUAAGAUCGAAAGAUUGUUGCAAGUGGCCGUGCUGGAUCAGAACGAAAAUUUCACGGACGCGGAUAUCCACCUGAUCUUCAGUAUGCUGACCGGUAGCGCAACCGGGUAUAAAACCCUGUUCAAUUUCCUGCUCGAGCACUGGUACACCGUGAAGGAGCAAUUUGAGAACAAGACCUUCCUCUGGGAUGGCAUCGUUAACUUUGCCACGUCGUCGUUUAACACGCAGGAGGGAUACGACAAAGUGAAUCAGCUGUACAUGGAUCAUCAGGAUGAAUUUGAAACGGCGGAAGCCAUUAUCAAGAAGGCGCUCAGAAUCAUCUAUCAAGAAACCGAAUGGAACGAAGAGAACGUGCCCGUGAUCGAUGCCUGGCUCAUGAAGAACCUGUCCAAGGAAGAUCUAGAAGCGAUCGCAACAGCGACGUCCGCCCUAUCGUCCACAACCACCGUGCCGACGACGAUCAAACAGGGGGACCAGGAAACUCGAUUCUUGGGAUGAAUAAACGGACUCGAGUCCGACGUUACAUUUUCGACAAUGAGAGUAUAGUCUAUAUCUUCCCAGUUACUCCGAGGUAUACGAUUUUUUUUUUUUUUCAAACGUAAUUAUAUAAUGUAAUACCUUCGCUUGCUUGACAAAUAGAUAAUAGCGUCGCACGAUAACUUUGCCCUCUUAUCUCUACUUUUAUUACAACUGAUGUGAUUAAGUCAAACAUGAUGCAAGAAUUUGGAAAAGCCGUAUGAUCAAUAUAGCGUUAAGAUAGCGACGAACGUAACAUUUCUCUCUACCUCGUCCCCGUAGAUAUUAUAAUUUAGAAAGUUAUAUUUUUGAAAAAGUGAUGUAUUAUAUAUUUAAAAUUUUUAUUUUGUAAAACGAAUAAAGAUCGAUAUCGCUCGUGAUACAUUUAUUCCACAGAUGGAUGAUGUGUUUUUCUCAGGAAGAAAAAUAUACGAUAUGGCAUCGCUCGUAAUUAAGAGAUAAUUUAGUUAGGAUUUAAUGUAAAGUUUAUCACAAUGAAUAAAAUUAAUAUUACAUAA
This is a messenger RNA of Pogonomyrmex barbatus (red harvester ant), 3570 nucleotides long. Its product is annotated as aminopeptidase N. Gene Ontology annotation, molecular function: metallopeptidase activity; zinc ion binding. NCBI's taxonomy places the organism in Eukaryota, Metazoa, Arthropoda, Insecta, Hymenoptera, Formicidae. The record is from RefSeq and is a predicted model, not a curated record. Gene Ontology annotation, biological process: proteolysis. Gene Ontology annotation, cellular component: membrane; cytoplasm.